Molecule: messenger RNA, 1259 nt
Organism: Gadus morhua (Atlantic cod)
Lineage: Eukaryota; Metazoa; Chordata; Actinopteri; Gadiformes; Gadidae
Gene: id3
Product: inhibitor of DNA binding 3
Exons: 3
Coding region: 144-500 (118 amino acids)
Biological process (GO): negative regulation of transcription by RNA polymerase II; cell differentiation; circadian regulation of gene expression
Cellular component (GO): cytoplasm; nucleus
Molecular function (GO): transcription regulator activity; protein dimerization activity
Source: RefSeq, a predicted model, not a curated record
CCUUCCAAAUUGUAGUACAACUUUAGUGUGGCAGAGAGCGAACAAUUUCAGGGGAAAAAAGGCAGACUUGCAAGCGAUCAAUCCUACCCGAAGCCAAGCCGAACUACUUGAUCAAUUAUCAACGUUUUUUUUUAUCAACUCGAAUGAUGAAGGCUAUCAGUCCCGUUCGUUCAGUGAGGAGCUGCUACACGGCUGUCUGUUGUAUUUCGGAGCAGAGUCUGGCCAUCACCCGGAAUAAGCCGUCUUCUAUGGAGGAGACAGUGAGCGCGCUGUGCGACAUGAACGACUGCUACUCCAAACUGAAGGAGCUGGUACCGAGUAUCCCCCAGAAUAAGUCUGUGAGCCAAAUGGAGAUCCUGCAACACGUUAUCGAUUACAUCUUCGACUUGCAGAUCGCGUUGGAGUCGGAGGUUACAGUCGCACCAGAUAUGGUGUUGUCAAUAAAGAAUGCAGAUAUCGCCCGCAAUUUCUCAAAAGAAGAUGGGAGGUUAUGUCAUUAACAGACAUGGUGCAGGGAAGCACAUGUCUCCACUUCACUGGGCAAGAGGGGCAGAAAGAGAGUGUGUGUGUGUGUGUGUGUGUGUGUGUGUGUGUGUGUGUGUGUGUGUGUGUGUGUGUGUGUGUGUGUGUGUGUGUGUGUGUGUGUGUGUGUGUGUGUGUGUGUGUGUGUGUCUGAUUAUUUGGCUAAUGGGCCAAGGGCUGGCCAACACAACAAUAUGAUGAAUUUUAUGAAAAAGUAUUUGUAUCUCAGCCAAGUUUCCACUUCCCGCCUUGGAUAUCCUAAUCACUAGAAGUUGUGUGGUUAAUAUUGUUACGUUGUUGAUUAUUAAAUUACGAUUUCGAUUUUACAUUCCUCUCCCAAAAAGGAUUUUUUUUUAUUUGCUAAACUGUAUAAAAAAGGCCAGAAGCCUUUUUAUUUUUUUUAAUCUUUGUGAUAAACGCUCGCUCAAUUUCGUCACAUUCCCGCCUCGACUGUUGGAAUACUGAUUUGGGAGCUAUCAAAAAGAUGAGUCUGUACAACUCUACUGUAUAUAUGUAAGACAUGCCAGUGGGGUUUGAUUAGAUGUUGGUAUUUUUUUAUCUGGAUGGGUUAGUUGCCUUUGAUCUUAUAAAAACUCUAUACUAGAGUCAAUUGUCAAUGUUCAUAGGGAUUAAGUGAUUCCUAUGGAUAAAGUGCUGUGAGUUUUAUAAACUCAUUUGUUAUUAAAUGACUUUUGUAUGUAUGUUAUGUAUUGAAAUAAACAAUGUUCUCAAAAGUU